AUGAAGAACAACAACAACAACAACAACGAUUCACUGCAACGUUUCCUUGUUCUCGACGGCAAACAGCCAGGGGAUCCCGCCAAGGCCGUUGAGAGAAUUAUGGAAGUGAUCAAUGGGACUGGCAUGGGAGAAGGGAAAACGGGCUUCCUACGCCUGCCAUUGGGUCUUGAUUGUGUCCUGCGGACGCAGCAAAAGAUAGCGUCGGUGCAGCAAAACUUUGCCGCCAUGCAAGAGACAGCGGCGAGCACGAAUUUUGAUUAG
Histoplasma mississippiense is the source of this 261-nucleotide messenger RNA. RefSeq lists its product with no specific name. The transcript has a single exon. The record is from RefSeq and is a predicted model, not a curated record. The coding region runs from base 1 to 261 and encodes 86 amino acids. NCBI's taxonomy places the organism in Eukaryota, Fungi, Ascomycota, Eurotiomycetes, Onygenales, Ajellomycetaceae.